AUGGAGCCUUCUUCCUCUGACCCUGCGACCACUGCGCUGCUAGCACCUUCAUCGCCGGGCACAGACGCUCCUCAGGAUAAAUCGAACGGUAGCGAUUUGAUUCAAAUUGAUCGCGAAGAAGGCGCGACUGGUGGUGAGGAUCGAUUGAGCGAGGAGGAAGAGAGCGGUCAUAGAAUUUGCGAGGGGGACGCAGUUAAGAACGAAGAGGAGGAUUUGAUCAAACAAAAUCUGGGCGAGCAUCACCACGCCGAGAAGACGACUCAUCCGGCUGAUUCGUCUUCCGCCUCCACAGCCCCCACUCCUUUGGUCGAGGUGGAUUGGGAUCUGCUGACAACGGGAGAAUCGGCACCCUUGGUCGCCUCUACGUCAUCUUCUACACAUCCCGUGGACGUGCGUUCUCACAACAAGGGCAAAGAGAAGGAAUAUCAGAUGGAUGGACACGGUGGUGAAGUACUAGUGGCAUCGCCGCGCCCUGCGUCGCCGCCGCUCGACGUGGUGGCACCCGCCUUCCGCGUGCGAUUGGACAGCCGCGAGCUGGCAUCGAGCGACAUCGUCGUGGAGGAGACGUCUUCGCCUUCGACCCUCUCCUCGAUGGCCCUGCUCGAGGAGAAGAGGAAGCAGCAGCGCCACACCGCGACGCAUUUGCCCCGACAAGGCCACCACCUUGGCAGCGGUGACGCCGAGCCCGAAGAACACGCCGAUGGUGCUACUCACGGAACUCAGCAGCGACAGAGGUCCUACUCGCUCUCCGACCCGGAGGAGUUCUGCGACCUCUGGGAGAGAAUUGAUAAUCUAAACCGGAAAAAGCACAAGAAGGAGGACGGAGCGCACUACUUCUACCCGACGAGCUUCGCGCGGACGACGGCCUGCAACGUGUGCCACAAGCCCCUGCGCGGCCUCGCCAGGCAGGGCCUGGCCUGCAGCAUCUGCCAGUACGCGGUGCACUACAGCUGCGAGGAGAAGUCCGAGCACUGCUGCCCCAUCACCUACUCCCGGCCCUCCUCUCUCGAGAAAAUGAAGCAAAUGGAGCACGCAUGGAUCGAGGGCAACGUGGAGGCCGGGACGGAGUGCCGGGCGUGCAAGAAGGAAAUCCUCGCGCUCGACCCCAUGGCCGCCUCCCGCUGCUUCUGGUGCGGCGGUGCCGCCCACAACGGGUGCAAGGAAAACACACUCAAGUGCGACAUGGGUCCGCACAAGGACUUCAAGCUGCCGCCCUACGCGCUGUUCAAGCACCGGCUGCCCAACGGCGAGGAGAAGUGGCAGAUCGAGCCCUCCCUGCUGCCCGAGGGCUGCGUGCCCUACCUCGUCUUCGUCAACAAGAAGGCCGGCGGCCAGCAGGGCAAGCUCGUCUUGAAGAGCAUGCUCUCCCUCUUCAACCCUCACCAGGUGUUUGAUCUGAGCCAGGGCGGACCGAUGCCGGGCCUCCGCAUGUUCUUCCCGCUGGCGCGGCGCGGGCCGGGUUUCCGCAUCAUGGUCUGCGGCGGUGACGGCACCGUCAACUGGGUCUGCCAGACUCUCGCUCGCGUCAAGUUCCCGCGACCCGAAUUCGCUCCACCCAUUGCGCUGCUUCCGCUGGGCACGGGUAACGACUUGAGCGGAUACCUGGGAUGGGGCGUCGGCUACACCGGCGGCGAUCUCAACGACUACCUCUUCCAGCUCCACAACACCGAGAUUGUGAAGCUGGAUCGGUGGAAGUCGACGAUCGCCAACUUUUCGCAGCCGGACGGGCGCGAGGACUCGGGCGCGGGGCUGAGGCCCAUCGACGCGCCCGCGCCCAAGAAUGUGAAGAAGCUCACCUCGCAGCCCUCGGCCGCGUCUCUGGUCGAGUGCCCCACGCCCGUGGCGACCAUCUCCAACAUCAUGUCCUCCCUGUGGCCCUCGUCCGACUCGCUCGGCGACACCGGCGACAAGCGACGCGCGCUGGUCCAGGACGACAGCGACAGCCACCACGGCGGCGAAGAGCUGCAGCAGAACCAGGAUGUGGAUGAAGACGACGGCAUGCCGGCGUCGAAGGAGGUGCACUACGAUGACGACGACUUUGAGCUGGAGGAGGAGGACGAGAUGGUGAGCGGGGCGGAGGUCAAGAGCUUCCACCACUCGUUCUCGAUCGGCGUCGACGCCAAGAUCACGUGGAACUUCCACUGCGCGCGCGAGGCCAACCCGGAGAACUUCACCUCGCGGGGCAUGAACAAGUUCAAGUACUUCACCCAGGGCGUCUCGUCCAUCAUCGACGGCGGCUGCAAGGGCCUCGCCCAGGCCAUCGAGUUCAUUGAAAUCGACGGACGCCUCAUCUGGGGCGACGAUCUCCCCCAGGCGAUCGAAUCGCUCAUAUUCGGCAAUAUUCCGGCCUACGCGGACGGUACGGAUCUGUGGGCCAAGCCCACCGGCGACUACAAGCCGCAGCGGGUGGACGACAAGGUGGUCGAGGUGAUCGCGCACAAGGGCUCCAUCCACCUGGUGCAGAUCAAGGCCGGCGUGUCGAAGGCGUACCAGUUGGGACAGGGUCGCCGCAUCAAGAUGCAGACGCGCGACGUCCUCCCCAUGCAGCUCGACGGCGAGCCCUGGCUCCAGGGUCCGGCGCUGAUCCAGAUCGAGCACAGGAACCAGGUGUCGAUGAUUGUACCAAAGAACCGAAAGAACAAGAGUGCAUGA
Messenger RNA from Acanthamoeba castellanii str. Neff, 2652 nucleotides. RefSeq names its product diacylglycerol kinase catalytic domain containing protein. The transcript has 12 exons. NCBI's taxonomy places the organism in Eukaryota, Discosea, Longamoebia, Acanthamoebidae. Gene Ontology annotation, molecular function: ATP-dependent diacylglycerol kinase activity. The record is from RefSeq and is a predicted model, not a curated record. The coding region runs from base 1 to 2652 and encodes 883 amino acids.